Molecule: messenger RNA, 4209 nt
Organism: Tachysurus fulvidraco (yellow catfish)
Lineage: Eukaryota; Metazoa; Chordata; Actinopteri; Siluriformes; Bagridae
Gene: itgb1a
Product: integrin, beta 1a
Exons: 17
Coding region: 314-2716 (800 amino acids)
Biological process (GO): cell migration; cell adhesion mediated by integrin; cell-matrix adhesion
Cellular component (GO): focal adhesion; integrin complex; cell surface
Molecular function (GO): integrin binding; laminin binding; fibronectin binding
Source: RefSeq, a predicted model, not a curated record
GUGAGUGACUCUCUCUCUCUCUUUCUCUGUCUCUCUCUCUCUCGCUCUUUCUCUCUGGGGCACUGGAUCAGCACACACAUUUAUGUCGAGUUGUGGAUGAGUGUGAACAGUGUUACAUCUAUAGGAGUGUGAUUUGGUAUCAGUGGACUAAUCAGACCUCAGUGUGAACACUGAUGUGAAGAAGCUCAGCUCGACUCGACUCGGCUGGUCGGAGAGCAGAGAGAUUUCAGCCUGCGUUACAUUCACAGUCCGCAAAAACGGAGAGGAAUCGCGUAUGAGGCCUCGAAAGUGAAGAGUACAGUACAUUUUAGAGAUGGACCUUAAACUACUUUUUAUAUCAGUGUUGUUAGGAAUCAUAUGCUACAGUAGCGCCCAGCCAGAGGGGAAUGAGUGCAUCAAGGCUAAUGCUGAAUCCUGUGGUGAUUGCAUCCAAGUAGGGGCCAAGUGUGGGUGGUGCACAGAUACAGACUUCCUGAAGCAGGGAGAGCCUACGUCGGCACGCUGUGAUGAACUUGAGUCCUUGAAGAAAAGAGGCUGUUCAGUGUCCUUGAUUGAAAACCCUCAAGGGAGCCUGAAAAUCCUCAAAAACAAACCUGUGACCCACCGCAAGAAAGGAGGCGAGAAACUCAAACCCGAGGACAUCACCCAAAUUCAGCCCCAGAAACUUGCAGUCAGCCUAAGAUCUGGAGAGCCACAAACAAUUAAUCUAAAGUUUAAAAGGGCAGAGGACUAUCCCAUUGACCUGUACUACCUUAUGGACUUGUCCUAUUCCAUGAAAGAUGAUCUGGAAAAUGUCAAAAACCUGGGCACCAGCCUGAUGGUGGAGAUGUCUGCAAUCACGUCAGACUUCAGAAUUGGUUUUGGUUCGUUUGUCGAGAAGACAGUCAUGCCCUACAUCAGCACCACCCCUGCCAAGCUUCUGAACCCCUGCACCGGGGACCAGAACUGCACGAGUCCCUUCAGCUACAAGAACGUGCUGAAACUCACCAGUAAUGGUGAGCAGUUCAACACACUGGUGGGUCAGCAGCAAAUCUCAGGCAAUCUGGACUCUCCAGAGGGUGGUUUUGAUGCUAUAAUGCAAGUCGCUGUGUGCGGGGAGCACAUUGGCUGGAGAAACGUCACUCGUUUGCUGGUGUUUUCUACAGAUGCAGGUUUCCAUUUUGCCGGAGAUGGAAAACUGGGUGGAAUUGUGCUUCCUAAUGAUGGCAAAUGUCACCUUGAAAACAACAUGUACACCAUGAGCCACUAUUAUGAUUACCCAUCAAUAGCACAUCUGGUGCAGAAACUAAGUGAAAAUAACAUCCAGACCAUCUUUGCUGUAACAGAGGAAUUUCAGCCUGUUUAUAAAGAAUUGAAAAACCUCAUUCCAAAGUCUGCAGUGGGAACAUUGUCGGCAAACUCCAGCAACGUGAUCAACCUUAUUAUCGAUGCGUACAAUUCUCUGUCUUCAGAGGUGAUUCUAGAGAACAGCAAGCUGCCUGAAGGAGUUACCAUCACAUAUCAAUCCCGGUGCAAGAAUGGAGUAGUAAGUGUUGGAGAGGAGGGACGCAAAUGCUCCAACAUCUCAAUUGGAGAUGAGGUCUCCUUCAGCAUAAACAUUACAGUUAAUGGCUGCCCCAAACAAGGCAAACCUCAGAUCCUAAAGAUCAGACCUCUGGGCUUCACUGAGGAAGUGGAGAUCAAACUGAGCUUUAUCUGUGACUGUGAGUGCCAGAAGAAAGGUAUUGUGAACAGUGACCUCUGCCAUAAUGGCAACGGCACCUUCGAAUGUGGCGCCUGCAGGUGCAAUAAGGAUCGUAUUGGCCGAGAGUGUGAGUGCUGGAAAGACGAAGUGUCCAGCGAAGACCUGGAAAAGACCUGCCGUAGAGAUAACGGUACUGAUCUCUGCAGCAACAACGGCGAGUGUGUGUGUGGCAAAUGUGAAUGUAAGAAGAGGGACAACCCAGAGGAGUACUACAGCGGCGAGUACUGCGAGUGUGACAACUUCAAUUGUGACCGCUCAAAUAACAAGCUCUGUGGAGGCCAUGGCCACUGUGAAUGCCGAGUCUGCGUUUGUGAUGCUAACUACACAGGAAGUGCAUGCGACUGCUCCUUGGAUAUGUCGACAUGUUUGGCCUCCAAUAAUCAGAUCUGUAAUGGCAGAGGCAUGUGUGAAUGUGGAACCUGUAGGUGCACUGAUCCUAAAUUCCAGGGACCCACAUGUGAGAUCUGCCCCACCUGCCCUGGAGUCUGCACUGAACACAAGGCGUGUGUGCAAUGCCGAGCUUUUGGUACAGGAGAAAAGAAGGACACUUGUGAAAGAGACUGCAGCUACUUCACUCUGAUUAAAGUGAAAAAUACAGAUAACCUGCCUCAGCCUGUACAAGCCUUCCCACUCAUGCACUGCAAGGAAAGAGAUGCUAAUGACUGCUGGUUCUACUACACCUACUCCGUCACGAACCACACCGAGGUCCAUGUCGUCGAUACUUUAGAAUGCCCAGCUGGUCCUGAUAUCAUCCCCAUCGUGGCUGGAGUGGUUGCAGGAAUUGUGCUGAUUGGACUAGCCCUUCUGUUAAUCUGGAAAUUGCUCAUGAUCAUUCACGACCGCCGCGAGUUUGCCAAGUUUGAGAAAGAGAAAAUUAAUGCCAAAUGGGAUAUGCAAGAGAAUCCAAUUUACAAGAGUCCUGUUAAUAAGUUCCAGAAUCCAAACUAUGGACAAAAAACUGCAGCUCUUUAAGGCGAAAAUCCGAUCUACAAGAGCGCCGUUACGACCGUCAUCAAUCCCAAAUACGAGGGCAAAUAAUGCACACCUCCCCUGUGCAUAGGGCCAUAUACUUUCAUUUCAUUUUUGAAUUUAUUUCUCCCAUUUCAAGUUCUUUUCAUUUUAUUUUGUAGAACUAUGCAUUUCUAUUGUGAGGACACAACCUUUUGUGCCUCCUCUGUUUUAUUGCAAAACCUGUACAGUUUGUAAAGACUUUAUCAGCAUCUGAAGCUCUUGUUUAGGAUACUUUUUAUUAUUUCCCUUGGUUCCACACAUUUACUGAACGUUCUCCAUGAUACUCUAGACUCCUUUUAAUCUUUCAAAAGCGAUGCAUAAGGUAUGAAGUAAACCUUUAUUAUGGCAGUUCAUAAAUAUCCACUCAAUCUACAUUUCUGUUAGAGACAACUAAAAAGCAUCAUGCAACAGCAGCAUUGUGAACGUGUAACAUCUGACAUGACAAUCAGGAAUAAGGAAUAUUGUUUAUUUGUCUUGGUGUCUUUUUAUUAUGCUAAUGAAUUUAGAGAUACUUGCUUAGCAUGUAGUGAAGUCAUGUUACAGGCGUAUGUUAUUUGCUGUUAUGUUAUAUUUCAGAGAUUUAAAACAUUUUUCCGAUUUCAGAACAUAAUCUACGGCGAUUUUAUGCCACAUCCACAGACGCUUUAGGGGCAUUUCACUCAUAAACGCACAUGGCUUUGGUCAGAUUUUCUUUCUUAUUCUAAUUCUGUACUACAAAGGAUGUUAUAUAUCUGACAUCAACCUGUUUCUUGUUAAAGAUCAUAUACUUUUGUAUGCAAUCCUAAAAUCAGAAUGAUGUCUGUCAUUAAAGCCCCUAGCAAAAGAAAAAUCUGUCAGUGAAAAAGAGUCAGGAAUUCCAUCCUAACCUGCUAUUUAAUUAAAGUUGAAAUAUAUAAUUAUAGGAAAACUCCUAUUUUCCAUUUGAUCAGUAAAUUGUGGGUAUGUCAGACUGCAUUAUGAUUGGCAGUGUCAUUUCUCUGGCAACACAAAUCUGUCAUUACUUUCUGAUCUACAUAAGUAUAAAUCUUUGCAUACUUAUACAAGGAUAAGUAUCAUUUUCUCUGAUACAGUGACACACAAUGUUAUGAGGUUAUUAUGUAUUCUACUUAAAUAUUUAAACCACUGAUGACUUUUUUUUUUAAAAAAACAAGAAAAAAACUGUUAGGUUUGUGAACGCCUUCAUGGUACAUGGUUAUGUGGUUAAACAUUUUAUUCUGUUUUAAUGUUUAAAAUUAUGUGCUUACUUUUAAAAUGAAGAUAAUGCCAUUUUGACAUAUUUUCUGCAACUACCAAGACAUAAAACUGGAAAAUUCUUGAUAUUUGAUGUAUAAUGCAGUAUUAUAUUACCCAAGAUGACUCAAAUCCUAGCUAGUCUUUUAAUUUACAAGUGCCUUUUUAACAUGUUCUAUUGCCAUGCUGUUUGGAAAUUAUUUAUUAAAACCGACUCUUAAAAA